AUGCCGCCCUUUUCCCUGCUCGACGAUGUAUCGGUGGUCGAGGAAAUCGGUGUAGUGCUGAAUGACAACGAAGAAGAUGAUGACGAGGACGACAGACUGCUAGUAGACGUGCUCGAAUCACUGGAGGUUGAAGUUAUGAUUGUAAUUGUUGACAAUGAGGAGGAGGAGGAGUCUGUGGUGCUCAGUGAGAAUGACGAAAAACUGCUGGCAGAAGUGCUCGAAGCACUGGAGGUCGGAGUCAAAGUAGUGGUUGAUGACAAUGACGACGACGAGUCCGUGCUACUCGUUGAAGAUGACAAACUACUAGUUGCAGACGAACUUGAGUCGCUGGAGGUAGGUGUUGCACUGCUUGAAGAUGAGGAUUCAGUACUACUAGCUGAGCUUGUCGAGACGCUGCUGGAGGAGCUCGAUAUAUCGGAUGUGCUUGAUGAAGAGCUGCUGGAGGAGCUUUCGGACGACGUAGUAGCUGACGAAGAGCUUGGUGUCAUGGUGGAUGAUGGAGACAUGGAAGAGCUUGACAUGCUGCUUGUGGCAGGGACUUCUCCCGAGGAAGUCGAGGAGCUGCUUGAUACCGUGGACGAGGUGCUUGAAGUGGCGGAGGGCUCAGUCGAAGUACUAGAUGAGCUACUCGAGCUCGUGCUGGAUACAUCGCUUGUGGUAGAUGAUGAUGUGCUCGCACUACUGGACAAGCUGCUAGAUGAGCUGCUUGAGCUAGUAGACGAACUACUAGAUGUUGCAGAUGAAGAGCUGGAGGAACUGGAUACAGUCGGUGAGCUGGAUGAAGCUGGCGUGGUAGACGAGCUAGACGAGCUGCUACUGUCGCUCGAGGAUACUAAAGAGCUUCCCGUGCUGGAAGAGCUACUUGAGGUCGUGGGUGAAGAGGUAGAAGAACUUGUUAAAGUUGGCGUGCUCGACGAGCUACUUGACUCGGUCGACGAUACCGAAGAACUUCCUGUGCUGGAUGACGAAGGAGCCGAGCUUGACGAACUAUCUGAGCUUGUGGAUGACGAUGUACUUGAGAUUGUGCUGCUGGAAACAGUACUGAACACCGAUGAGGAGGAAGUCAUGCUCAAAGUUGAAGAACUCAUGGAAGACGACGGUGUAAUGGUUGGGCAGGACGUCCCAGUGAUCGUGACGCUGGUAUACGUUGUAGUCUCAAUAUCUGUCACAGUCUAUAACAUGAUCAGCCAUUACCCAUUGCACACUGGAGAAAAGCUUACGGUUCCAAGAUAG
Alternaria incomplexa is the source of this 1233-nucleotide messenger RNA. RefSeq lists its product as uncharacterized. The transcript is spliced from 3 exons. Lineage: Eukaryota; Fungi; Ascomycota; Dothideomycetes; Pleosporales; Pleosporaceae. The record is from RefSeq and is a predicted model, not a curated record. The coding region runs from base 1 to 1233 and encodes 410 amino acids.